AACCGUUGGACCGGCAAAACGGCGGCGGCGGGCGGCGAUCUUCGGGUUUGUGGAGGGACACCGCCGGGCGGGGAAGAGGGGAGAGCGAUUUUCCGACGUCGGCGGGCCGCGCUGAAGACGUCGGCCAGUCCCGUGUCGGAACGCUCUUGCCGUGCAUCACAGCCGCCCGAAAUAUUCGUUUUCGUCCGUUUUCCGCGCACAAAUACGUCGCCGUUAACGUCACCAUGUCGUCCGAAACGUCUCGGCGACACCAACGGCCGUGACCGACAGCUCGCGACAAUGACCGCUGCGAUGCCACCGCUCGUGCUGGUACUGGCGCUGCUGCUGACCGCCGCAGAUCGGGUUUGUCCCGCGCUCGACGGCGGAUCCGCGGCCGUCCACCCCGAAGCGGCCGCCACGGCCACGGGCGUCUGGUCCAAGUUCGGGCUGGUCGUCCAGAAGCACGCGGCCGGCCAGUCGACGCCGCACACAACAGAGACGUCGGGCAUAAUCAUGAGGGCCCCCGACCCCCCGGCCACCGGCGUUGGGCCACCACUAGCGUCGCCGACCAUCUCACCUACGGCCCUGGGUAAGUCGUGGACACAGAUAUCCGUCACGCACCCGCCGCCGCGACCUCCGUCCCACUCGCCGGUAAAAUCUGCUACCGCGACCACUGCCAAGUCUGUGGUGGCCACCAGCACGCACGACGCCCGCCGGGACAUACCGUUCAGGUAUCAACCAUUGAUGAGCACCACCAAGCCGAUGAUCACCAUCACCUUCCCGCCACCUCGCUUGUCCACCGCCCGGCCGACCAUCGGUACGGAGGAGGUGACCUCCAAGCGGGUUAGGCAGUACGAGGACGACGAUGACGAUGACGAUGACGACGACGACGAUGAAGACGAGUAUGACGUGGACGACGACGACGAUCAUGAGGAUAAAGGUGAGGAAGAAGAGAUUGAAGAGAUCGUCGAAGUACAACACAUCGACUCGUCCGACGGUUACGGAGAUGAAAAGCCAGCAAUCGUCAAAAAGAAACGCAGACGAAAAAAGAAAGGCAAAAAGCACAAGCCGUUCAAAGUGAAGGAUUUCAAAAAACUAAAAAAAUUUAUGCUGCCACUGCUGUUGGCGUACAAGCUCAAGUUUUUCACGCUUGUGCCACUAAUGUUGGGUGGACUGGUGCUGAUCGUGGCCACCACUGGUUUUGCUGGAUUCUUUUUCGCGCUGUUCGCAGUUGGGUUGGGUCUCAAGGGACACCAUUAAUGGAUCUUCAAGAAAAUGGUUUGCGGCGUACGCGACGUCUGUAUACAACUAUGCGUCGUAUUGAAGACGUGCAAGAGGAUGCAGGACGAUGACAUUGACUCGUCAGCGGACACACAAAAUACAAAAAGAAAGGAAAACACAAACAAAAAUAUACAAAAAAAAAAAAAAAAAAAAAGAAAAUAAAA
Rhopalosiphum padi (bird cherry-oat aphid) is the source of this 1424-nucleotide messenger RNA. RefSeq names its product transcription initiation factor IIA subunit 1. The coding region runs from base 280 to 1239 and encodes 319 amino acids. The record is from RefSeq and is a predicted model, not a curated record. Lineage: Eukaryota; Metazoa; Arthropoda; Insecta; Hemiptera; Aphididae. The transcript is spliced from 3 exons.